CGGGAGAGUCCAGCUUCCCACGGAGCCCGGCGGAGGAGCUGGAGGACCGAGGCCGGUGCGCUGAAGCCCUCAGUGAGCCCUGCCUUGUCUCAAAGAGAAGAAGAGAAAGAGCCAUGACCAAGUUACAGCAAUAGCAACCCUACCUAAGACAACAGGCUCUGUGUAAACAGUUGCUCAGGUCCUCCUGGCAUUGGGUAAGAAACUGAGGUGGCCUGUGUUUGCUGUCACGGGAGGCUGUGACGUUCAGGGACGUGGCCGUGGUCUUCAGUGAGGAGGAGCUGGAGCUGCUGGAUGCUGCCCAGAGGAAGCUGUACCAUGACGUGAUGCUGGAGAACUUCAGGAACCUUCUGUCAGUGGGAGGCCAAAGUCCAAACAGGAUGAAGACUUUUCACACAACAGGAUUAAGGUGCUUUUCACUGGGACAGCCUUCAGGCUGUCAAAUGACGAGCCAUGAUGUCAACAAACAGGUCAGUGCUCCAGAAGCUGUAAUAAACACUCAAGGAAAGGGUUCUCACUUCCUGGAGCAAUGCUGCUUCUCCUGCCAUUGGGGAGUACAAGAGCCUCCCCAGGGUUUCGAGGACAAUGGCUGCCUUGAGGGUCUUAUAAGCAACCAUACCAGCAGGACUGAAAAUCAAGAAUUUCUGUGUGGGAGAGCUCAGAGUUCUUGGAGGGAAACACAUCUUAGCCAGACACAGAACCAUCAGAAUCACUGUCCACAGACUCUGGUGAAAAACAAGCCACAGCGGUUAGCUCCAGGUGUUGACCUUCUGAGUUGCAUUUCCCACCUUGAUAACAAUAUACUGCAUCAAAGAGACAAAGCCGACAGCAGCAGUGACUAUAAUAAAGUCAUCUGUCCCGAGUCACCCCUCACCCAGCACAGUGUUUACACAGAAGGGAAGACCUACCAUUGCAGCGAGGGCCAAGAAGCCGUCAUUGACAGCCCCGGUUUAGAACUCCAUCAGCAGGUUCUAUUGGGAAAGGAGUGUCCUGAACCUAGGACGCAGGAGGACAUCAGGCCUAGCUCCAGUGUCCCCAUUCAACAAAGUGCUCAUCCAGGAAGAAAGCGCUACUGGUGUCACGAGUGUGGCAAGGAUUUUAGGAAGAGGGCGAACCUUCAGAAUCACCAGAGAGUGCACACGGGUGAGAAGCCCUACCGGUGUGACAGCUGUGGGAAAGGCUUCAGCCGCAGCUCGGAUCUCAAUGUCCACUGCCGAGUGCACACUGGAGAGAAACCUUACAAGUGUGAGGUGUGUGGGAAGGGCUUCACGCAGUGGGCACACCUUAAGAUCCACAAGAGAAUUCACACAGGAGAGAAGCCUUAUAAGUGUGGAGACUGUGGCAAAUGCUUCAGUUAUAGCUCAAACCUUCACAGGCACCAGAGAGCCCACCCUGAGAAGAAACCAUAUAAGUGUGAUGAAUGUGGGAAGAGCUUCUGCUCAAAUUCUAGUCUUCAAAGCCAUCAGCAGGUCCACAUAGGGGAGAAGCCAUAUAAAUGUGAAGAGUGUGGGAAGAGUUUCAGUUCAGGCUCACAAUUCCGAAGCCACCGGCCAGUCCAUACAGGAGAGAAACCAUUUUGCUGCAGUGUGUGUGGGAAGGCCUUCAGUUGGAGAUCAACUUUUAAAGCCCACCAGAGAGUUCACACCAGAGAAAAACCAUGCAGGUGUGAUGUGUGUGGGAAGCACUUCACCGCAAGCUUGAGCCUCCAGAGUCACCUGAGUGUUCACACGGGAGAGAAACCCUAUGAAUGUGAGGAUUGUGGGAAAGGCUUCAGGCAUGCCUCGCACCUCCAGGCCCACCAGAGGAUACACACGGGAGAGAAGCCCUACAAAUGUGACACAUGUGGGAAAGCCUUUAGCCAGAAGGCCACUCUUAAAGUCCAUCAGAAAAUUCACACUGGGGAGAAGCCUUUCAAGUGUGAGGAGUGUGGGGCGGAAUUCAGAUGGAACACUACACUUAGUGCUCACCGGAAGGUCCACACAGGACAGAAACCCUUCAUGUGUCAGCAGUGUGGAAAGGGCUUCAGUCAGGCCUCAUCCUUCCACAAGCACCAGAGGCUCCACACAGGAGAGAAACCCUACAAGUGUCAGCAGUGUGGGAAGGGCUUCAGUCACGCCUCAUCCUUCCACAAGCACCAGAGGGUCCACACGAGGGAGAGGCCCUAAAUCUGCAGCACCUGCUGUAAGGGCUUCAGUCAGAGAUCACAUCUCGUCUACCAGCAGAGGGUCCACACUGUGGGUUUGUUCUGCUGUCAGGUGGGCCCGAUGCUGCUGAUUGUUAAAAGCUCCCCAAACCCAGAGGCUUGGAGAGACUUAUCAGGGGACUGGAUUUUGUUAUUUUGCCCUUAACUCAUUCUCCUACUUGGCUCAUUUUGCAAAGGGAAUAUAGUAUUUUAGAAUGGGUCUCCUUAGCAUACAAACAAUGUCAAAAAUUAAAGACUUAUGUAUACAUGGUUUCUGGUCUAAUUAUAAAAGAAUGAAUUAUCAGUUGUCAGGAACGGACCCAACAGAAAUCUUAGUGCCUCGUACUAGUGCUGAGAUUAUGUCAUAAUAGGUAAUCAAUGAAGACUGGCAGAGAGCUUGUAGGAUCUAUGUGGGAGAAAUUAACAACAAAUAUUCUAAAACCAAGUGACUUGAGUUUAUAAAAAGGACCGAUUGGAUUCUCCCUCAUAUAGUAAACAGAACACCAAUUCCUCAAGUGCUUACAUUUUAUACUGAUAUAAGUAGGGAAUGUCUGGUUAUAAGUUAGAAAAAGUAAUUAAAAACUUAAAUGCUUCAGUUCAAAAAUCAGAGUUGUCUGCCAUUCUUACUAGAUUUUCCUGAAUCUCUUAAUAGACUUACUGACUCCAGUAUGUAGAAAGAGUUGCUUUGCAUAUAAAAACUGCUGAAUUUAUUCAUGAUGAUUUAAAUUAACUGCAGUUUCUUCAACUACAGCAAGUGAUCAGAAAUAGAAAUCAUCCAUUAUACAUAUAUCUGGUCCCAUACGUGUUUAUCAGGCCCUCUAGCAUGAGGUAAUGAUGAAAUUGAUGAGCUUUUGAUAGGAAAUGUGCGGAAGCUUCAGAAUUUAGUAAGAAACACAAUGUUAACAGCAAAAAUUUAAAAAGAUUUUUCUGUCACGUGGAAGCAAGCCAAGGAAUGUAUAAAAAAAUGUCCUACUUGUUCUUUGUAUAACCAAACUCCAUUACCCGAGGGAGUAACCCAACACAUCUCCAAAGAAAUGAAAUUUGGCAAUUGGAUGUGUUUGAUUUUGCAGAGUCCAGAAAAUUAAAUAUGUGCACCAUACCAUAGACACAUACUCAGGAUUUCAAUGGGCAAGUGCUUUAAGUUCUCUAAAGUUGAUUCUGUAACCACACAUUUAUUGGAAGUCAUAGCAAUUACGGGUAUACCUGUACAGAUUAAAACUGGCAGCGCUCCAGCAUAUGUCUGAAAAUGAAGCCUUUUUGAGUGUCCUGUGUAAGGCAUAUCACAGGCACACACAGAACCCUGCAGUGCAAGCGUUGUAGAGAUCCAGCUGUACUUUAAGAGAGAUGCUUAACCAACAACAAGGGUAAA
Psammomys obesus (fat sand rat) is the source of this 3548-nucleotide messenger RNA. RefSeq names its product zinc finger protein 235-like. The record is from RefSeq and is a predicted model, not a curated record. Bases 324 to 2162 code for a protein of 612 amino acids. The transcript is spliced from 4 exons. Lineage: Eukaryota; Metazoa; Chordata; Mammalia; Rodentia; Muridae.